CCUCUUCUACCGUCCGUGGGCGACGUUGCUGUUACUAUAUUCUCGGCCGGAGAGUUGUGCAACCUCGGCGGAGCUCAAACCUCUGAAAUUAAUACACUGCGGUGGCGGAGUUAAUCUAGGAUAUUUUGGAUAUGUACACAAGUCAGGAACUGCUGCUUGGACAAACUCAAGUUCAUUGUUAGUACGAAAAAUACGAAUAUUCAUUGAAAACUGGUGGGUUUUUAUAUAUAUUGGAAGUGGAAGAAUCAAUAAUUUACACAGCAUUCGACUACCCGAGGCCAUCCUUGAUCCCACCGCUGCUUUCUUGCUCUCGCCGCCGCUCGCCGCUGUUCCGCCACGUUCGUGGAAAUAUUUAGAGAACGUAACAUGGAAGAAAAGCCCAGCGACAAAUCCCGCAGAGAGCGAAGGAAAGAAGCCCGCUUGGCCAAGAACAAGAAAAAGUUUGAUUCUUGGGUCCAACAUCAACAGUCAUGUAAAUCAAAGAAAUCCUCGAGGAAACUACUCAAGGAUAAUGCUGUUAAGGAUUGCAUUGAGCAGCCUCAGUUGGUGGAGAGACCAGAAAAUAAACUGCAGGUUUUUAGAACUAAUGCAGAAAGUAGUGACACUAUCUCUGAACGUCAUAGCUCUGUGAGCUCCAGAACUAAAAAGGAUUUGAAACGAAAGAGAUGUCCAAAGAGCAAUUUCUUUAAGUAUCUACAGAUGGAGAGGGAGGGAAGAGUCCUAUCAGCGGAGGAGGAUCUGAAGAUCGAGAGGAGACUUGCGAAGAAACUCAAGGUGAAGAAUGGGAAGUUGAGUGCAGCAAAUGAUGAUAUUGACUGGCUGCUUGAAGGAAUACCUUCUGUUCUUGAUAAUCUUGGGGAAACUGAAGAAGUCACUGAAAGUGCUGAGCAUGGUUGUUUUUCUGGGAAAAGUAAAAAGAUUCAUCCAAAGAAUGAAGAUUUAGAGGAUGAGAUUUCAGUUGAGGAAGAGGAUGAGAUUUCAGUUGAGGAAGAGGAUGAAAUUUCAAUGGAGGAAGAGAAUGAAAUUUCAACUGACGAAGAGGAUGAAGAAUCUGAUCCACUAUCUAGUAGUGAGGAGCGUGAUGGUGUGGUGGAGGUGAUCUCACCGAAGGAGUUGGAUAAAAAGAAAAGAAGGAAAACAAAGUUUGAAGAGUACCUUGAAGACGACAUUUAUGGUGGUAAAAGUUCGGCAGAGGCUGAUUUGUCAUUGGAAAGAAAACUUGCUAAGAAACUGAAGUUGAAAGCAGGGAAGUUAGGGGGAGAUGAUGACGACAUCAACAUGCUGUUGGAGGGAAUUCCUUCAGUGCUUGAUUCCUUUGAGGGUGAGCUGACAAAGGAUCCUGCAGAUUAUCCCAAGAAAAGUCUCGAUGACAGCAUUUCAGAUAAAAAGCUUAAAAAUCAUAACUUAAUUGAACAAGGACAAAAAGCUGAGACAGCAAUAAAUUCAAAUAUGGAGGCCUCGGUGCGUCUAGAAUCUUUUUCUUCUGAGGUAGCAUUGGAAAAAAUUCCAAAUAUAGGAGCCGGGAAAUAUGUAUCCCCUCAUCUGAGAUCUCGUGUUGGAAACGAAUCCACAGAAUAUGCUCAAGUACGUAAACGAGUGAGAGGACUUCUAAAUAGGCUUUCUGAAACCAAUGUGGAGUCAAUCACAGGGGAAAUUUCUACAUUAUUUCAUUCAGUUGGCCGCAGUGUUGGUUCUCAAAUUAUCACUGAAGAAGUAAUUGCAUCAUGCUCUGGAGGUCCUCGUGGCAAUGAACAGUAUGCUGCUGUCUUUGCGGCAUUUGCUGCUGGAAUGGCUUGUUUGGUGGGGAUGGACUUUGGUGCUAAACUUCUUGCAUGCCUUGCAAAAUGCUUUGAGGAAGAGUAUUUGAAGGAAGACAAUCUCUCCUUGCGGAAUCUGACACUUCUACUUUCCUAUUUAUAUGUUUUUGGACUUUGUUCAAGUGAGUUGAUAUAUGAUUUCCUGAUAAUGCUUGGCAAGCGGUUAACAGAGGUUGAUGUUUCGACGGUGUUGACUGUUUUGCAGUCUUGCGGGAUGAAAUUGCGAGGGGACGAUCCAGUUGGGAUGAAAAACUUUAUUUUGAGUGUUCAGAGCAGAGUAAAUGAGUUGAAAGCCUGUUCUGGAAAUGAGCAAUCAAAUAUAAGUAGCAAAAGAAUGGAGUUUAUGAUUGAAACUAUAUGCGAUAUUAAAAACAAUAAAAAGAGACCCAAGGAAGACACUGUGCAGCACACUCGUAUAAAAAAGUGGUUACAGAAGUUGAGAGUCGAUGAUGUAUUAAUUCGAGGGUUGAAAUGGAGCAAGCUUCUUGAUCCUAGCAAGAAAGGUCAGUGGUGGUUGUCUGGGGAUAUUGCCUCAACUGCAGAGAAUAUUGAAGAGGUUGCUGGCGCAAUUGAUAAGGAGAUCCCUGAAACCAAAAAGAUGCUAGAGCUUGCUGCGUCCCAAAGGAUGAAUACAGAUGCAAGAAGGGCAAUUUUUUGUGUAAUUAUGAGUGGGGAGGACUAUAUUGAUGCUUUUGAGAAACUUCUGAGACUAGACUUGCCAGGAAAGCAGGAUCGGGAGAUCAUGCGGGUGCUUGUGGAGUGCUGUCUACAGGAGAAAGUAUUUAACAAAUACUAUUGUGUUCUUGCAACUAAACUAUGCAGCUAUGACAAAAACCACAAGUUCACUUUGCAGUACUGUUUGUGGGAUCAUUUCAAGGAGUUGGAGUCAAUGCCAUUGCUGAGAUCAAUGCACUUAGCAAAAUUUACUGCAGAAAUGGUUGCAUCUUUCAGUCUUUCUUUAGCAGUCCUGAAGGUAAUUGAGCUGAAUGACGCCAUAAGUUUAAGCCCCAAAAGAAUUAUGCAUUUCCGGAUGCUGUUUGAGGCCAUGUUCCAGUUCCCUGAUAAGCUCGUGUGGAACACUUUUACCCGUAUUGCUGUGACUCCUGAGUACGAACCCCUUAGGAGUGGAAUUGAGUUUUUCAUCCGCAAGUAUGUUGUGAGUAGUCAAAAGUCCCUAGCAGAUAAGUUCAAGCUUGCCAGGAAAGCUCUUAACAAUGUGGAAGGUGUUGUAAUGUGAACUGGCAAACUUGGAACUGCCGUGGGAUUGCAAAAAGCGCUCAUUCGGUCCAAAUUUUGUACGCUAGGAUAGGUUUAUUGACUUCCAUUUGUUAUUCCCUUCCAAAUUUUGUACACCAGGAUAAAUUUAUGAAGUAAUCAUUCUAGGAAACAAGUUCACUUUUCUGAGGAGUUCCAUGUGAUAGGAUAAUGCUAGGAUCGUGACCGUGCUAUAUACAUCAUGUGCUUGAUCUCUUGUUAUUUU
Messenger RNA from Sesamum indicum (sesame), 3297 nucleotides. RefSeq names its product MIF4G domain-containing protein / MA3 domain-containing protein. Gene Ontology annotation, molecular function: protein binding; RNA binding. Gene Ontology annotation, biological process: ribosomal small subunit biogenesis. Gene Ontology annotation, cellular component: nucleolus. Lineage: Eukaryota; Viridiplantae; Streptophyta; Magnoliopsida; Lamiales; Pedaliaceae. The record is from RefSeq and is a predicted model, not a curated record.